Molecule: messenger RNA, 2067 nt
Organism: Cucurbita maxima (winter squash)
Lineage: Eukaryota; Viridiplantae; Streptophyta; Magnoliopsida; Cucurbitales; Cucurbitaceae
Exons: 3
Coding region: 62-1744 (560 amino acids)
Biological process (GO): regulatory ncRNA-mediated gene silencing
Source: RefSeq, a predicted model, not a curated record
GGCGAUUUUCUGAUUUAUCACUCUUUAACAUUAGGCGGCUCCGCCCGCUUCUACAGCAGCCAUGGCCGGAGGUAGCAAUACCACCAGGUCGUCUCAGAAGCCUUCUUCUGCUUCCGCCGCUCCUUCUAACCGGAAAUCCCGCUGGGAGUCCUCCACCAACAAUCCUCCCUCCGACUCUAAAUCUUCCAAACCCUAUAAUCCUUCCUCGAAAUCUACAAUUAGUCCCAGUUCCACUCACCCCAAGCAUUCUGCCGACAAGACUGUUAAUCCAACUCCGGCCUCGGCUCCACUUCCUUCUCCUGGCAUUCCACUUCCCUUUCCCGACCCCUCGGCUCUUGGCCCACCACCUCCACCGUCUUAUGGAUUCCACAUGCUUGAACGCCGCACGAUUGUUCUUGCGGAUGGCAGUGUACGGUCGUACUUUGCUCUCCCUCUCGACUACAAAGAUUUUACUCCGCCUGCAAGGUUCAUGGAUCUCGCUGGUCGGUUUUUACCUAUGGGGUCUGGUGGUCCUGGUCACGAAUAUGGUGGAUUUGACCAUCGGUUUCCCCCAGGUGGCCCUAUGAGCCCAGAUGAGUUUAGGGGUGUUCAGGAAGAACAAUUUGCGCGUGCUAGGCCUCAAGAUCACUGGAAUUCUCGAGGUACUAACGAGCGAGGUGGCCCUGCAGAAUCGUCGUUGAAAAGGAAAUUCAAUGACGAUAACGAGAAGGACAGGACAGAUGAGAAAGACGAAUUAUCCAGGCGACAGCAGCAAUUUUUACAUAAUGGGAAUGCAAAUGGGUUCCUAACGGGUUUUGGCGAACGACGGGGUGAUUUUUUGGCGGGAACGAGUGAUCCAUAUGGUCGAACAGAGGAUAUGAGGUUCUCGAAGUACAUGCGAGAUGGCGGGAGUUAUGUAAAUGAAGGUUUGAGGCUAGGUAGCGGUAACAACGUUGCUCCUAAAUAUUUCGAAGUUGACCAGAAUGCAUUGAGAAAGGCAUUUCUUCAUUUUGUGAAAACUAUCUACGAAAACGCUAUUCAGAAGAAGAAUUAUUUGGAGGAUGGGAAGCUCGGACGUCUUCAAUGUCUUGCUUGUGCAAGGUCCUCUAGAGAUUUUCCAGAUAUGCAUGGCCUUAUUAUGCACACAUACAACUCUGAUAGUGCUGACUCGCAAGUGGAUCAUUUGGGUUUACACAAAGCUCUUUGUGUAUUAAUGGGGUGGAAUUACUCAAAGCCUCCUGAUAAUUCAAGAGGGUACCGUUUUCUAUCUGCUGACGAAGCAACAGCUAACCAGGAGGAUUUGAUUAUGUGGCCUCCUCUAGUUAUCAUCCACAAUACAAUUACUGGAAAGAGUAAAGAUGGGCGCAUGGAGGGUUUGGGAAACAAGGCAAUGGAUAGUAAAAUUAGAGACCUUGGUUUUGGGGGUGGGAAGUCCAAGUCUUUAUAUGGAAGGGAUGGUCAUUUGGGCACAACUUUGAUCAAGUUUUCAGGUGACCAGUCUGGCCUCAAUGAAGCCAAGAAACUGGCUGAAUUCUUUGAGAAGGACAAUCAUGGACGUACAGGUUGGGCUCAUGUACGACCUGCAGCAUUUAGCAGGGAUGAUGAUAAAAAUCCAAACCUUGUUAAGGUGGAUGAAAAGUCUGGAGAGAGGAAAAGGAUUUUUUAUGGCUAUCUUGCAACUGCAGCUGAUAUGGAAAAAGUUGAUUUUGAUACAAGGAAAAAGGUUACCAUAGAGAGCUGUAGGGAUUUCAAACUGUCCAGGUAGAAUAUCUUGAUUAGUAUAUAGUUCGACAUGCCUUCAGUUUGUAACCUGGGUUAAACUGCAACACUCAAAUCCACCUCAUUUUUGAGCUCGUCGAUGGUUUGUGGAUGAAAUCUUCACCAAACAGCUUGUUUGAAUGUUGACCUCUGUUAUGGGGGAGGUGGGUGGUUGUUUGGUCUACCAGUAACAUUACUCGAGGAAUUUCCCCGGAUUUGCUGCGUAAUUUUAAUUUUACUGUAGCACGAAUGUGUAUGGUAGGAUGCGGAACAUGGAUCUGGUUGUUUGUCAACCGUUUUAAAUCCUAAUGAUUAAAAAAGCUUGAAUUA